GGCAAUUAAAGCUAUGAUGUGUAUAAGGUACCAGCUAAUUGAUGUUUUUUUUUCGUCAACAGCAGUGAAACAUGUGUGGCCCUUGAAGACAAAGUGUUUCAGUAUAGGAUUCCCAGUCCCUAUCAACAUGUCUGAUCCAGAGUUUGGACAAUUUGUAGAUUGGGACAAGAUGGUUCACCUGGGUGAUGAAGCCCCUAAGGUGUUUUCUUGCACGGACUUUAGUGUUUUGAAGCAGUAUGCCAGACAGGGCUACUGGGCAAAGAAUCAUUCUCUGAGAGCAAAUGUUUACAAGCAGCUCAUUAAAUCAAUUCCAUGCAGAACUGUGACCCCUGAUGCAGAGGUGUACAAGGAUAUUGUUGGCAAACUUAUUGGGCAGAGGAAUAUUUCUACAUUGUCUCUACCAGAAUUUGUUGAUGGCAGCCCUAUCCCAACUUAUUGUCUGAAUUCAAAUGGAAUUGGUGCUGUUGGGAAAAUUAUGGUAUGCAUUUCCAACCAGUUCCCGGACAUCUCUUUCUGUCCUGUGCUGCCAGCAAGCGUGGCACUGCUCCUGCACUAUAGUGAGGAUGAAGCCGACUGUUUUGAGAAGAUAUGUCGGAUCUUAGCCUGUAACGAUCCUACAAAACAUUUCAUAGACCAAACCUUUCUGGCUUACGAAUCUUCCUGCAUGACAUUCGGAGAUCUUGCUAACAAAUACUGCCAAGGUGCUCACAAACUAAUAGUGAGCAUUUCCGGGGAUGUCCUGGAAGUUUAUUCUGAUUGGCUGCAAUGGAUUUUUGGGGACUUGCCAUUUGAAUAUGCUGCUCGUGUCUUGGAUAUCUUUUUUGUUGAAGGAUAUAAAGUGCUCUACAGAGUGGCACUGGCUAUUCUCAAGUUCUUCAGGAAAAUCAGAAUGGGGCAGCCAGAGCUAUCCCAUAAUGUUCAAGCUGAUAUCCGGAGUUUCGUUCAGAGCAUUGCUACACACAUCCCAGUCGAGAAACUACUGGAGAAAGCGUUUUCUAUCCGCCUGCUCUCCAGGAAAGAGAUUCGCCUACUCCAAGGUGCCAAUGAAAAAGCCCUUCAGCAGAAAGGCAUCACAGUAAAACAAAAGAGAAGGCAAAAUGUCCAUCUUGCAAUUGAUGCGGAAAACUUCAAAUCAGACAUCGUCAGCGCAAAGGAGAUGAGAGAGAUUUGGUCCUGGAUCCCAGAACGAUUUGCUCUUUGUCAACCAAUAUUGCUUUUCACCACUUCAGAGCAUGGCUGUAGUCUGGCCAGGUUUUAUUCUCACUGUGAGGGCAAUGAACCAACCAUCAUCCUUAUCAAAACUACUGAAAGAGAGGUGUGUGGUACCUACCUAUCAACAGACUGGAAAGAGCGCAGACGAGGUACAAACCAGCUGAGUUACUUUGGCACUGGAGAAUGCUUUGUAUUCAGGCUGCAGCCUGAAAUGGAACGAUAUGAGUGGGUUAUCAUUAAGCAUCCAGAGCUGGAAUCUUCUUCAAGAGUGCCUGACAUAGAGUCAACCCAAGAGCCUGGGUUCCUGACCUCAUCCGAAGAUCCUUCAGACAGAUUAUCACCCUUCCUCGCCACACGCCACUUCAACUUGUCGUCUAAGAGUGCUUCGAUGUUCAUGGCUGGGAAUCACGAAUCUAUUAUAAUUGGUGGAGGCGGUGGCCACGCAUUGUAUAUUGAUGGAGACCUGAACCAUGGCAGGACGGCACGUUGCAGCACCUUUGACAACCUUCCUUUGUGUUCGGAAACAUUCAAGAUAGCUGUUCUGGAAGUGUGGGGUUUCCAGGAAACCACAUAUAAUUGACAAAAGACUUGGGCUACUUUCCGUUAAGUCACAGUCAAGUAACUGCUCCCUCCCUUCCCGGGUUGGAUCACGAUCUGGAGGUGUAUGCCAUUAUUUGGAUUCCUGUCAAUCUGGAUUUUGUUGCAUUACUAUUAUGCUGGGGUUGGGAGGAGGAGGUGACAACUGGAUCUGACAAGAAUGUGCCAUGAGUAUGCUCAGUUUCCAGAUGCACAGGUCAUAUAACCAAUUGUAAUGGAUCCUGUAUGCACUCCUUUGUUCUAAAAGACAGAGCCCUAGCUAUCAAUAUGGAUGUCACAACAUAACCAAUUAUCACAAAGAUCCCCGUAUUAUAUUACUGGGAGCUAGACUGCCGAUGGCAAAAGCUAACAGAAUUGAGCUUUUAAGUAUUUUUAUUAUCACAGCAGUGAGAGAAAGAAAUUAAUGCAUUGUUCUGGGUUAAUAUAUUGUACAAUAUUAAUUAUGUUUUGUCAUCCCUGUUCUUAGGUAAGUGAUCAUGGGUGCAAAUAGCAUGGUUGUUUAACAGUGUAUUGGGUUUGUUAAUGUCUUCCCAUAGCUGUGGGAACUUGAUGUAUAGUGGGGAGCAGUGGGGAGGACUAUCUGGACAUUGUUUCUUGACCAGUUACAAGCACAAUCUGGAUUUUGUUAGCUGGCUGGUUGAUCAUGGAGCGCAAUUUAGUGAGAUAUUGAAGCACUUGACCUGAACUGCCCUCAAAGCAAAAGUAGCCUGUUAAGACGGGUAUUGAGAAUGAGUGAGAGUUAAAUGAUGUACGCAAUUUGGGGGUGACAAGUCAUCUUCAGAAGACAUCAAACUCUCAAUAUUUCUCAUUGUCUUAACCUUAAGACUGUUAACUCAAAAAGAACUGCAGAUAAACAGCUUCCAAAAUAAAACUGAAUUGAGGAAUUCUCCAACAUUUUGGAGAAUCUCACAUUUUAAGGCUAAGACCUUGGUUUUGGGCCUUGGAAUGCUUUUCUUUGCAUUCUGAAUGUGUCUAUUCUUUCUGUGACAACAAUGGAGAGAUUUGGUUACAGCACAAAAUAUCUUGAUCAACCAAGUCUAAAAUAUUAAAUUAUUUAUGGAUUUUUUUGUGGUAAUGUACUUGUCAUAUCUCAAAAGGGGUGGGGUAGACUUUCCACUUUGUUUUGAAGCAGUGGUGUAAGAGAUUACUCUUAUGUUUACAAUACCUAGCGCAUACCAGGAGUAGGUGGUCUGCAAAGCCUCCCCCCCACCCCCCCCAAAGCUUAAUCCCAUGUUUCCUUUGUUCAAAUAUGGCAGGAAAGUGACAAAGUAACAUCAUUUUGAGGGAAUUCAUUCAAAUGAGGCAAGAAAUAUCACUUCCCACUGUAAGUGCAAUCUUAGACCCUAUGUGUCGUAAAGAAGUAAAGCACUUGUGUUUUUGAACUACUUGCAAGGGAGCUACUUUGUGCAUGAUGGACACAUAAUAAUACUGACACUCGCUAUGGAUGUGAUCGAGACAACGUACAACUGAAAACAACGUGUUCGCGGUCAAAGCAUUAAAUCAAGGGACUUUGGGGAUUGAAUUUCACUGUUUUAUGCUUAAUCUGGAAUCGUAUAACCUGACGAUCUUUUUUUUAAAUGUAUCCAUUUCAAACUAAGUUAUUGGACCACCAGAUUGUACCUUUUUGCUGUGCAUGGGGGAGAGGUCCCUACGGGUUAACUCAGAAGCAGACUGCACUUAAAGUUUACUUUGUUAACGUUCUAGGUUUAUGUCACCGAUGACACUUUUUUUUCAUUGUGAGUGAAUCCAUGAUAAGUAUAAACUGUAUAGAAGAUGCACUGCUUGUUUUUUUUUUAAAAAAAUCAAUUUCUUUCAUUUCCAAGUUGAUUAGUCUGAGCUCCAAAGAAUCAACAUUGUUUACGUGGCUGAUGGAAGGAAACUGCUUUAAAAAUGAAAGACAACAUAGCCUGUAGUACAAAGCAUCUGAGCAGAAAUGUAAACUGGUUCUUUCAAAGUGCAGGCAGUGUGGAAUCUUUGGACUUAAUUUCAAGCUUACUUUGCGUCUUUUGUAUGAUUUCAGUAUCCAGUUCGAUGACGGGUUCAAUCAGAUCCAUACUCCGUCAUUGCUGGGAAUUCAGAGCCAGGUGCUGUGCAGCCUACAUUCCAGCACUGCUGUGGAAGUGGCUGUAAUGCUUUAUUUUGUGAGGGCUCGAAAGCAAACAAAAUAAAGAUACAAUUGGUAAACUGUGGUAAAAAUGCCCAAAGGACACUGUACUCCAUACUUCUGCUUUCACUUUCACGAGAUGUUAAUAGUCUUGAAUAUAUUUGCUCAGUCACUAUCCUGAAUUGCUUAAAAUUUACGGUUGAGAAAUGCGGAGGGGAACCUUCCUAUUGACUGUGAUCAUAUUUCUGAAUAUUGAGGGGAGAGUGGGGGGGAUCCUGAGCUAUUUAGCCAUUGAGCAUAUUUUUAAAUUGAAUGUGGGUGCAGAGAGAUUAGAGGCAGCAAAUUUCAUGACACUGGUUUCUUUUGUGCAGUCUUUGGUGAUUAAGAGUUUUAGUGGAAGAGGUUGGACAAAUAUAGAGGAGAGUACCUUCACACUUGAGUCUGAAUAUUUUGACCGUGUUAUUGUACUGCUCUCUUAAAUAGUAAUGUAGCUAGAUCAGAAUUACAAUCAAAGGAUCUUCUGCGGUUGUAGCACUCCAUGGCCUUAGAAACAUUCAUCCAACAAGAGCAGCAAAGAUCAAAUGAUUGCCCUUGAGUUGGACUGAAAAGACUAAAGCAAGUGUUGAAGGCUUGUACUAAUAAACAGCAUUUUUAUUUACACAAGCCUCAAAAUCACACCCCUGAUGAUUCAAAUCCCAAUCUCGGGAAAGGAGCCUCCCAAAACACAUUUCCAUUUAGUUUUAGCUAGUUAAAAAGGAGAUGGUUAUCACAAAGUUCAGCACCAAGUGAUCAACAAAUCUAUAAGAUGAAAAUCACCAAAGUAACUAAAUGCACUCUUAAAUGUUUCUCACGACAUGUACACACUACAUUCUGGAACCACCUAAUUCCCCAUAUUCCCCUGUGACUUUCUGCAAAACCCAGUUGAUUUCUGACCUCAGCACAGAGUUAAGCAAAUUUACUGAGUAAAUAUCAAAUGUCCUCUGUCAAGAGUGUUUGGUCAAAAGUCCAUCCUCAGCUUCCACCACCAUGGCCUUUAUUUUCAAUAUUUGUCAAAUAAGGCAAUUCUAAUUACUUCAGAGCUGACCAUUUUUUGAAAUCGGCUCCACUUUAUUUAUAGGAAGCAGGUAGGGUAUCUUACUUUGUUACUUUAAUUCCUAGAAAGGCAAUUUACAGCUUUGAUCUUUUUGUUAAUUAGUUUUUUUAAAAUAACUCCAUAAUUGUAGGCACAAAAUCACAACUUUUGAGGGUAAUGAUCUUGGAGACAUUUUAAUUCCAAUGAUAAUGUUUUGAGCAGGUGCACUAGGCUUCCCGCAUUAGGAGAGUGGAAUUGCCUUUAUUAUCCCUCCCACAUGAUGCAUUGUACCUUUCAUUUUUAGUAUUGCUUUGUUCAAAUUGAAUGCAUCUUUAACAAAAUAAGCCUCUACAGUAUAUCUUCUGUAAAACUCACUGUUUUAUAUCUGGGCUUUGUGAAGAAGGCCAGGUAGUUAAACAUAUCCCAUCCAGGUGGGAAGAGAGAAAAUGAAAGGUGUUAUCUCAGUAAUAGCUUGGCAAUGUUCCAGUUUGAUUUGUAAGGCAUACCUCAGUGCGUGUUUUAUAAGGUAUUAUGUUCACUCAAUGCAUCAUUCAUUUCCCUCUACCAGCUCACUUAACCCUUUUCAGAGUGAGGCAUCUUCAACAUUCAGAAAAGGUAUAUCUUUCAUAGUUUUGUAGAAAUAUCGGGGGUUCACAAAGCCAUUACAGUAUUGGAGUAAAUAUCAUUCAGGUCACUGAUGAAAUUCUGGGACAAGUAGCCAAUGGGUUGUUUACAAAAUAUUGAUGCAGCAGCAUUUCCUUACUUAGAAUCUUAUUAUUUAAAAAUACCAAAAUAUGCUAAAUGUUAAUUUAAGUUCACAACUGUAUUUUCUGCAAAAUGUACAUGGCACAAAUGAGUUGACAACUUAAAGACCUGUGGGUGUUGCAGGCUUUUAUACAUACAUUAAGGCAUGAGAAUAGUUUUAUUUUUUCAUUGCAAUUCAAGGAUACAAUUCUCCCAUUCUCAAAAUAAUUCUGAGACCUGAAUUGUAUCAGUUUACUAUGUUUCCAGUUCCUCUGAUUGAAGUGAUAUUUGGACAGCUGUUUACUGUUGAAUUAUUGUGAAUUUGUGUUUGGUCAGUUGGGUGUCUGAUACAUUGAGUAUUCAAACCAGAGAGAGUUCCACGUAUGGAUUACACUUAAACAUAGAAAUUUCCUCGUCUAUAAUGGAAUGUGCACUCUCCCUGGAGAGACUCAUCCUGCUUACCUAAUUCCAAGCACGAUUAGGCACAGAGUAAUCCAGAGAUCUUCGGUCUAAAACUGCCAUUGCAAGGCCUAUUGGUGCACAACAUUGAUUUGUAAACUAUAUUUUUUUGCACAAUCCAUUCAAUAAAGGGUAGUCUGAAGUUUUAGCUAAUUUCAGGGUUAAAGAGUGACAGGGUUUUUUUUUGCUCAGGGUUUUAUUAAUUAAGAUGAUUCCAAGAUGCCCUGGAGCUUCCUCUGGAUUUUUAGAGGAAACUCCAGGGAAACGGAGCUAGUGUCUGCCUUUGCAAGUAACUUUGUUUUAUAUAUUAUAUACAAAAGAGUGCAAUUUUUUUUUGACAAACUGUUUCAAAACCUUCCUGUCAAAAAUAAGCCUAUGUGACUGUGCAUUGGUGAUGGGACAAUUACAGUCUAUUUAAAUGAAAGGAUUAUUAUUUACAAAUGGCUCUCUGCCAUCAAACCCAGGAACAGAAUCUUACAACAGUUACAGUGCUGGAGCAUUGACUGCUGAUCAAAUUGUUUUGCUAUCAAGCCAUGUUGUUAAUAUCUACAGCAUAUCAUUGAUUCCACGAAUAUCAUUGAUCCUUGUGUAUUUGAAGUGUUCAGGUACAAAACCACCAUUUAUUGUGAGCGUAAUCUUGCUGGUACAAAAGUCCUUUCGUCUUGUGUGGACUUGCUAAUUACAUGUUGUGUAGAAACAGAGCAGUAUUUAAGACCAUUGGAUAUUUUUGUCUUCUAGUAUUUGUGAAAGAUUGAAACUUUAGUAGUCUUUAGUGAUUAUGUGAUUGAGCUACCAUAUCAUGACUUCACUAGGGGUUAAAAGGUGUGGUUUGUUAGAUAUGAAACAGAUUUGAUUUUUCUUUGUAUUAUUGGAAUGUUCCAUUUUUAAUUGGUGCACCACACCUGCGCUCUUCACUUCACCAGUUAGUGUUAUAAUUUCAGUUUUCUGUGAUGCAAUUCUGUGGAUUUCAGGCCAUAUUUUUCUUGUUUAAGUGACCUACUUGGUUUAUAUUGAUAGUAGAAGGUAAUAGUUUAGUAACCAAAUUGUCUGCCAUCUGAGUGUAUAGUCGGGUAACAUAGCUGUCCAAACUCUGUGCAAUUAUCUGAUCUUAAAUAUUAUUGCACCCAAGGUAGCUAAGUGGCUAAAGGCAUCCAAAAGCAGCUGUUAUCUGUGUGUGCCACACUCUGGUGGGUGGGUGGUGGGUGGGGAGCUGGGUGGGUCUAGUUUCAUGUACUCUGCAAGUCUGGGAGAAGUAGUCGGUUAACAAAACAUGACAGAAAUUGGAAUUUCUCCUAUCCACAAAUGAGUGUAUAAAUAGAGCAUGAGCGGCUUUGAUUCAAUGCAACUCCACUUUUGGCUGCCACAUGCUGCACUUGGCUACCAAGUUAAAAGUUGUUUUUCAGUAGUCAUUACGUAAAUUAGAUUGUUUUAGUAAAUCAUAAAAUAUUUGUGACCUUGCUGUAUUAGAUUGUAUCUUGCGCAACAAUUUAAUGCUCAGACUUAUUGCUCCACUCUAGUUGUGUUCCUCAGAUCAACUUUGUUAACCUACCCACCCAGUGAGCAUUUCAGGCACUAGAACAAAUGGACAGAUGCCUCAAAUGGCCACAGUCUACUUAAGUAUGUUAGAUACAGUUUCAUAUCUAUAAAGCAAAUGAAUAAACCUGUUUGAUAACCUUGUUAAAAGUGCAAUAAAGUGCGCGCAAUUCAGAACUUGUUUAAAAAUAAAUAAAUGGCUAAUUAAAAAAA
Messenger RNA from Callorhinchus milii (elephant shark), 7934 nucleotides. It is a transcript of the gene tbc1d24, whose product is annotated as TBC1 domain family, member 24. The transcript is spliced from 7 exons. Lineage: Eukaryota; Metazoa; Chordata; Chondrichthyes; Chimaeriformes; Callorhinchidae. The record is from RefSeq and is a predicted model, not a curated record. The coding region runs from base 14 to 1792 and encodes 592 amino acids.